GCGCGGUCUAUGAGCAGGCUCGGCCCUAGGCUCAAGAUGGCGGUGGCAGUGGCAGAUAAACAGAAGCAUGAGCAUGGCCGGGUGAAGAUUGGGCACUAUAUCCUGGGCGACACGCUCGGCGUCGGUACCUUCGGCAAAGUCAAAGUUGGUAAACAUGAAUUAACUGGGCAUAAAGUCGCAGUGAAGAUCCUAAAUCGACAGAAGAUUCGCAGCCUUGAUGUUGUAGGAAAAAUCCGCAGGGAGAUCCAGAACCUCAAACUCUUCCGACAUCCUCAUAUAAUUAAACUGUACCAGGUCAUCAGUACACCAACUGACAUUUUCAUGGUGAUGGAAUAUGUUUCAGGAGGAGAACUGUUUGAUUAUAUCUGUAAAAAUGGAAGGCUUGAUGAAAAGGAAAGUAGACGUCUGUUCCAGCAAAUCCUUUCUGGUGUGGAUUACUGUCACAGGCAUAUGGUAGUACAUAGAGAUCUGAAGCCUGAAAAUGUGCUGCUUGAUGCACACAUGAAUGCCAAGAUAGCUGAUUUUGGUCUAUCAAAUAUGAUGUCAGAUGGAGAAUUUUUAAGAACAAGCUGUGGUUCCCCUAACUAUGCUGCACCAGAAGUAAUUUCAGGAAGAUUAUAUGCAGGUCCAGAAGUAGAUAUUUGGAGCAGUGGAGUUAUUCUCUAUGCUUUGUUAUGUGGAACACUUCCAUUUGAUGAUGAUCAUGUGCCAACCCUUUUUAAGAAGAUAUGUGAUGGUAUCUUUUAUACCCCUCAAUACCUGAAUCCAUCUGUAUCUAGUCUUCUGAAACACAUGCUGCAAGUAGAUCCAAUGAAGAGAGCAACAAUCAGAAACAUUAGACAACAUGAAUGGUUUAAGCAGGACCUUCCCAAGUACCUGUUUCCUGAAGACCCGUCAUAUAGUUCUACCAUGAUUGAUGAUGAAGCCUUAAAAGAAGUGUGUGAGAAGUUUGAAUGCGCUGAAGAAGAAGUGCUAAGUUUUCUGUACAGCCAAAAUCAUCAGGAUCCUUUAGUGGUUGCUUAUCACCUCAUUAUAGAUAAUAGGAGAAUAAUGAAUGAGGCCAAAGACUUCUACUUGGCUACGAGCCCACCGGAUUUUUUUCUUGAUGAUCACAAUCUGUCUCGACCUCAUCCUGAAAGAGUGCCAUUCUUAGAAGCUGAAGCACCACGUCCCCGCCAUACUCUUGAUGAGCUGAAUCCACAGAAGUCAAAACACCAAGGUGUAAGAAGAGCCAAGUGGCACUUGGGAAUACGGAGUCAGAGUAGACCAAAUGAUAUCAUGUCUGAAGUUUGUCGAGCAAUCAAACAACUGGAUUAUGAAUGGAAGGUUGUAAAUCCAUAUUAUCUGCGUGUUCGAAGCAAGAAUCCAGUGACAAGUGCAUAUUCCAAAAUGAGUCUACAGUUGUAUCAGGUGGAUAGCAGGACGUACUUACUGGACUUCCGUAGCAUUGAUGAUGAAAUUGCUGAAGCAAAAUCUGGGACUGCAACUCCACAGAGAUCAGGUUCUGCGAGCAACUGUAGAUCCUGUCAAAAAGAUUCAGAUGGCGAUGCACAGGGAAAAUCUGAAGAUAUGUCCCUUACACCAUCAGCAACCUCUUUGAUUGAUUCUUCUAAGGCUGAAUUAAUUCCAAGACCAGGGAGUCAUACAAUAGAAUUCUUUGAGAUGUGUGCAAAUCUUAUUAAAAUACUUGCACAAUAAGUUCAAAAGUGGGCUUAUUUUUUUUACAGCAAUAAGCAUGCCUAAAUCAUAGUCAGAUGCUUCCAGUUAUAAUCAAGUUAAAUUAACUA
Molecule: messenger RNA, 1787 nt
Organism: Agelaius phoeniceus (red-winged blackbird)
Lineage: Eukaryota; Metazoa; Chordata; Aves; Passeriformes; Icteridae
Product: 5'-AMP-activated protein kinase catalytic subunit alpha-1-like
Biological process (GO): intracellular signal transduction; protein phosphorylation
Cellular component (GO): cytoplasm
Molecular function (GO): ATP binding; AMP-activated protein kinase activity
Source: RefSeq, a predicted model, not a curated record